CACAAUAAGACAAUGGAAGAUCAUCGUUGGCAUGUAUUUAUUUUGCUUUUUAUGUUUUUCCGAUCAAAUCUGAGUGCUUCCGAAUAUGACUACAUUAUAGUUGGAGCAGGAUCAUCGGGAGCGACGGUGGCAAAUCGCCUCUCAGAAGAUAAAAUCAAUAAUGUACUGUUGCUAGAAGCUGGGGAUAUUCCCAGUUUGAUGAACGAAAUUCCUGCAUUAGCUGAAAAUUUGCAACAUUCCCGUUUUGACUGGCAAUAUAAAACAGUACCUCAAACUCAUUCUUUCUUGGGUAUGAAGGAUAAGAGAAGCACUUGGAUUCGUGGGAAAGCAUUAGGAGGAAGCAGUUCUAUUAAUAACAUGUUUUAUUUGCGUGGAAAUAAAAAAGAUUAUGAUGAAUGGGCAAAAGCAGGUGCUACUGGAUGGAGUUGGAAAGAAGUUCUUCCAUAUUUUUUGAAAUCUGAAGGAAAUACUGAUCCAAACUUUUUUAAUAAAGAAUACCACAACAGUGAAGGCGAAUUAACUGUAUCGUCUGUAAUUCCAAAUAACACCAUAACAAAUGCCAUUCUGGAAGCAGGAAUACAGUCUGGUUACGAUAUUGUAGAUUUCAAUGGUCCCAAACAAACAGGAUUCGGUCUUCAGCAAGGAACAAUUAGAAAUGGUAAAAGGUGCAGCUCGGAAACAGCAUUUUUACGUUCUGCGGCUGGAAGACCUAAUUUAAAAAUAAUCACGAAAGCCUUCGUUACAGAAAUUUUAAUCAAUUCAGAAAAAGUUGCAACCGGUGUAAAAUUUCACUAUAAAAACGAAAGUAGAAUUGUUAAAGUUAGGAAAGAAAUUAUUAUUUCUGCAGGCGCAAUUAAUACGCCUCAGUUAUUGAUGCUAUCAGGAAUAGGACCAGCUGAACAACUUAAAAGUUUAUCUAUACCAGUUGUUGCUGAUUUACCAGUCGGACACAAUCUUCAGGAUCACAUAGUUGCAGAAGUUCUUUUCUUUUCUGUAAAUAAAACUAUAGAAAAGACUAUUUCUGAAGAUGAUUAUUUAAAAUUUUUAAUUAAUGGAACCGGUCCAUUAGCCACCUUCAAAAACGCUUUAGGAAUGGCUUACAUCAAUUCUCCAUUGAGAUCUCUACAAGAUGAUUGGCCGGAUCUACAGUUACUUUUUACGAAUUCUAGAAUUAGUACAAAAAAAGAUGGAUUAAAAAUGAAACAAGCUUUAGGACUUACAGACGAAGUGUACAAAAACAUUUUCGACCAUUACGAAUCGAUUCCAAAUUUUAUGGUUUCUGUUGCACUUCUAAGACCUUAUAGUAGAGGUUACGUUACUAUUAAGUCGAAAAAUCCUUACGAAGCUCCAAUAAUUAAUCCUCAAUAUCUAACUCAUCCAAAAGAUAUAGAAAUGUUGGUCAACGGAAUGAAGUUUGCUAUAAAACUGUCAAGAACUCCGGCUCUUAUGAAAUUAAAAGCAAGUUUGUUUAGUACCAUCGUUCCGAGAUGCGAAUCCUUCCCACAUUAUAGUGAUCCUUAUUUAGCCUGUGCAGCUCGUGUUUUAAGUAAUACGCAGAAUAAUCCUGUUGGAACCUGUAAAAUGGCAUCUAGGAAUGAUUCCACUGGAGUAGUCGACCCAGAACUAAGAGUUAAAGGAAUUAAAAAACUUAGAGUUGUGGAUGCAUCCAUUAUGCCAACUAUUCCGUCCGGUAAUACCGAUGUAAUAUCUGUAAUGAUAGCUGAAAAAGCAACUGAACUCAUAAAAAGAAGCCAUUUUAACAGACCAACAAAAGCAAGAAUUCCUGAUCCGGUAAUAAUAAAUAGAUACAUUCCUGCUCCUAUAAUUCUUUUAAAACAACCUUUUUACUGGUUCUGAAAUAUCGAUGCAUAUUAUGUGAAAUUAUAUUUGCAUUUAAGGUGUUUUAUAAAAUACAAAUUAAGAUUUAAACGUUAAUUUACGUUAAUAUUUUAUGUAAAUUCAUUAUAUGAUCAUGUGAUAUUACUGGUUUUAUUGAGAGGAAAGCAUGUAUCUAAUCAAUGAAGAAAUAAAAACUUUCUGAAUAUUUA
Centruroides sculpturatus (bark scorpion) is the source of this 2048-nucleotide messenger RNA. RefSeq names its product glucose dehydrogenase [FAD, quinone]-like. The record is from RefSeq and is a predicted model, not a curated record. Bases 13 to 1857 code for a protein of 614 amino acids. The transcript has 11 exons. Lineage: Eukaryota; Metazoa; Arthropoda; Arachnida; Scorpiones; Buthidae. Gene Ontology annotation, molecular function: flavin adenine dinucleotide binding; oxidoreductase activity, acting on CH-OH group of donors.